GCCCAGACUGCCCAGCUGAAAAAUCCACGCAAACUGCUGACACUCGGAGGGUGGCAAGUGGCCCCAGGGCAGCAAGAUGGAGUCAGACCGAGAAACCAUUNACCUUCAACACAGGCACUCCAUGCGCGGAGGGAACCAGCGUAUCGACCUGAACUUUUAUGCCACCAAGAAGAGUUUGGCAGAGAGCAUACUGGAAGUGGCGCUCUUUAUGUCCAAUGCCAUGCGGCUGAAAUCAGUGCUGCAGCAAGGGCCAUUCGCGCAGUACUACACCACCCUCGUCACCCUCAUCAUUGUCUCUCUGUUCUUGCAAGUGGUCAUUAGCCUCCUCCUUGUGUUCAUCCCCAUGCUGAACCUGAAUGAGGUAGAGAACCAGAGGCAUUUAAAUAAGCUCAACAAUGCUGCCACCAUCUUGGUCUUCAUAACUGUGGUCAUCAAUAUUUUUAUCACUGCUUUCGGAGCACACAAUGCAGGCUCCAUGGCUGCCAGGACCUCCAGCAAUCCUAUUUGAUGACUACGUAGGUCCCAGG
This is a messenger RNA of Mus caroli (Ryukyu mouse), 527 nucleotides long. It is a transcript of the gene Ninj2, whose product is annotated as ninjurin 2. Gene Ontology annotation, biological process: tissue regeneration; cell adhesion. Gene Ontology annotation, cellular component: membrane. Lineage: Eukaryota; Metazoa; Chordata; Mammalia; Rodentia; Muridae. The record is from RefSeq and is a predicted model, not a curated record.